CACAUUGCAUUGAUUGUACAUUGAGUUUCCUCAAUAAAGAGGAAAUUGAGUAAAAUAAUGUAAAAUGUGUUAGUGUGGAUUAGUAAUCUGGCACCUUGGUAUAAAAGAGAAAAAGUUCUGGCCCUCGUCAUUAUCAAAGUUGCCCAUCUCUGAAUUAGACCAAUAUAAAAAUGCACUUUGAAUAAAUGACUCGGUUGUUUCACUUUUUUCAGUGCAGCUUGGAUGUGGCAAAGCCAUCAGUGCUGUUCAUAAUGCCCGCUUUGGUCAGGGAAGUGAAUCAACCUGGGUGGAUGAAGUUCAGUGUAAUGGAACUGAGAGUGUAUUAGAUCAGUGCUCACACAGAGGAUUUGGAGUAGAGAACGAUGGACAUGGUGAAGAUGCUGGUGUUGUGUGCUCAAAUAAGGUUUUUUUAUUUGGCAAUACUUGCAGACUUGAAGACUCCCACAUUGACUCGGAUCUCCCCAAACUCUAUGGUCUCACCUGGAGAAGUCCUUCAGUUCAGAUGUACCACACCCAGCCCAACAUGCAUCUCUGUAGACUUCAGUUUGUAUAAAACUGGGACAUCAGUAAAGAAUCAAACUGCAGAAUCUACAACAACAUUUAAUCUGACUGUAGAUGCCUCACAUCAGGGCCAGUACACCUGUGACUACUCCUACAGGGAAAGUGCCUCCACAUCAUCCUGGAGCAACUCCAUCAGCAUCACCGUGGGUAAGCGACAUGUUCUGGAUAUUUUUUUGCUAGUACCAGACAAAAUUUGCAGCUCUGACUUCAGCUAUGAACCAAUUAAUUCUCUUCAUUUCAUCUUUUUCAAUAAGAGAGAUCAUGUUUGUUGUUUUCUAGUGAACCUGCAGCAGCCCAAUAUCUUCUUCACUGCUGCUGGUGGACCAAAAGUAACAAGAGGCUACGGCUUCUCCAUCAUCUGCUCCACUGAACCUCAGUAUCCAGGAGGUUCCUUCCACUUGAAGUUCAGUGGAUCCAACAUCACCAGAACUCAGUCGGCUGUUAACCACUCAGCCGUCUUCCUGUUUUCUGAGGCAGAUUUUGUCCAUCAGGGAAACUACAGCUGUGCUUAUGAAGUUAAUCUGUCUUCACACACCUUUACCUCCACUACCACUGAGCUGCUGGAAAUCACUGUGAAUGGUAUAGUAAUAAAAACUAGUUCUGUUUUUUGUGUGUUCUGCAGUUUAAUGUUUGAAAAGCCUGAUGAUGAUGAUUUCUCUCUCAGCAUCUCUGGCUCUAUACAUUGGUGUUGGAGUGACAGCAGGACUGCUUCUCAUCUUAGUUCCAGUCAUCAUUUGCUUUGUGAAGACACAGAAAAGACAAAUGUCAGAUGGAUAAGAAGAAGGAUUCACAGCAUGCCUCACAUCGGGGCCAGUACACCUGUGACUACUCGUACAGGGAAAUUGCCUCCACAUCACCCAGGAGCAACUCCAUUACCAUCACUGUGGGUAAGUGCAGAGAGGAUGUUAUACUGAACAGCAUUUAGUCAUUAAUUAAUUAUUUAUGCUGUUAAAAGAAUCGUCAGUGAAUACCCAUAAUUUUUUAUAUUUUUGAAAUUGCUUAUUUAACAAGACUAAAGCAUGCAUUCUGUUAGUUUGUGGUGGGGGGAGGUGAUGUGGGGGGAAGUAGGGAGCCCACAUUCUGUAUUCAUGUCCUCUGCUUAAAUGAGCACACCUACACCUGCUAGAGGUGUGUAAGUGCAGUUCCAAUCAUAUUCCAAUUAUACUGAACAGUGUUGUGUAAAUAAUUAAUGAUUGUCUUUAAUUUGUAUAUUAUUUAAAUGUAUUUAUUAACAGACAAGCACAGAGGUCUGGAACCUUUUCAUCUGGCAGAGCCAUAAAAGCCAAAAAAGAGUUAUUUUUCUUUAAACAGCCAGAGGA
Molecule: messenger RNA, 1880 nt
Organism: Ictalurus furcatus (blue catfish)
Lineage: Eukaryota; Metazoa; Chordata; Actinopteri; Siluriformes; Ictaluridae
Exons: 2
Coding region: 363-1475 (370 amino acids)
Source: RefSeq, a predicted model, not a curated record